AUGGCAACCUUUGAAGAGCCAAUUGGCCCACUGGCUGAUCUCUCCGAACUUUUGUAUGUCGUUGCCCUUCAUCAAGCUGAAAUCGAAUAUAGAGAAGAUGUUUCUGUGAAUGCAGUGGAUAUCUCGCUAUUCUUAAUAUCAAGAUACGGUGUGCAAUGUUCACCUGAAAAUGUGGAAAACAUCAUUUUGAAAGAUGUCGCAGGAAAGAAGAAUGGCAACGUCCUCGUCACCCAACAAGGUGAUGCCAACCAAGGAUCCCCUGAAACCAAACAUGAAUCAAUGGCAGAAGACAUGUCCAUCUUUUUGCGUUCCAAGUUUGGGGUAACCAUCCAGGCUGAGGAUCUGAAGAAGCUAUUGGCGGAUGAGAAGCUGACUCGGAUCAAGGAUGAGGAGAUUCAAGCCGUGGAACAACCAAAGGACCAAGUUAAGAAGGACUCCAGUUCUUCCGAAGUCCAAAAGUCAGCAGACGAAAAUGAUGACAUACAAAAAAUGGAUUUGAUGGAGCUAGUGGCCAUGCUAAUGAUACCUGAGUUCAGAAAGUUGCAGCUUUCGAAGAGUGAGGGUUCUGCCUAUAAGUCUUCUGAGAGUUUUGAUUUUGUCGUCAAUACCAUCAUUCAUGAUUUGGCUAGCUUUGGUAGUUCGAAACAACCAAGUCUUGAGGUUACACCGUCAAUGGUUCGGGACCUCUUUCUGCGCUAUGGAGAAAAUACCUUGGCCCAAGACAAGGAAUUGAUUGAAGAAAUGGUAAAGGCAGCAAGAACAGGCUUGGACGACAAUGCCAAGGCCUUCUUGGACAGCAGUACUUUUACCAAGGCACUUACGCAGGAUAUUCAGCACUACAAUGUUGACUCGGAAGGAUCUAUUUCGACGAACUAUGCCGAUGUUUUUGGCAACCAAAAUAUCACAAAGGAAGCGGAUGAAACAGGAUUUGUAUCCAAAUCAACAGCGGAAACCAUCGACUUGGUAGCCCACACCUACUUUUGCCGGAUACAAAUGAUGCUGAACUGGUUGUUCUUUGUUUUUACUUACUUUGCAUACAUUUACGGUAUGACUCCAUCCUUCUCGAAGAAUUGUGGAAGGUUCGAAUUCAUGUCGAGUUGGCCAGAGAACAAACCACAGGCUGGGUGCAAUAUUGCAAACAGUAUCUUGGAUUGGUUGAUUAUCUUUGGAUUGAUUUCUGUCGCUGGUAUGCUCUUUGUUGGUCUUGGGUCCAUUGGAAACAAUCUCAAACAGCACCACUUGGGACCAUCUCUCUUUGCCAUGGCGUUCCUGAUCUUUCUGACAGUAUACUUUCCGCUGACGUAUGGCCUCGUCGUUCCGGGCAAAGAACCUUCCACUUUCAUCAGACUGGUAGCACUAGCAAUGGGAUUCAUGACAACACUUGCCCGGCUACGGCUGAUGGCGAUCGCCUGCUUGACGAGUGUAAAUCCCUCAAUAGUACCUUUCACUUCGCUGAAGUCUGAAGCGGCGAUCAAGAAUUCUUCGGCACUGAAAGUUGGUAAGCUUCAAGAGAACGCAUUUGCGGUUCACGAAAAGUUGACGGAAUCGAGCGCCAUUCGGAGCUAUUUUGGACAGGCGCUUUCCAAUUUUUCCAAGCUAGAUCCGCAAUAUAGAAAGCGCUUCAAUGGGGAUAAAUGUCGACAAGACUUCAUGUCUGGGAGAAUCGUCAACGAAGAUGGAAUUUUCCUCAGUGGUCGACUCUUGUCUGGAAAUUUGGCACAAUUGCUUUUGUGUGUAGCCAUUAUGGGUUUCGGCGUCACUGCUACCCGAUAUGUGCGUGACAAUUUUAUUCCAAUGGAUGAGAGGGAGAAUAAGGUGGCUGAAAGCCUUGAGGCGGUGAUAUCACUUGCCGCAGAUCAAUCGUUAGUCCAAGAAGCUGUUGAUCGAACGCUCAAGAUUGUUGUUCUGUAUGUGGUCCGAGUCCUAUACUUUCUUGACAAUGCAGGCUUGUUGCGGCUCGAUUGUAUUCUUUUGUCAACCUUCCUGCAAACUUUUUGUGAGAGAGCAUUCUAUGAUGACGAAGAUGAUGGUGAUUUUGCAUGUUCCCUGUUCUCCAGUGCUCCGGAACAGCUUUGUGAGAGCCUUGACCCCAUCUUUAGACCCACGACCCCUCUGGGCAAAGCGGUGGAGUUUGACGGUUUUGUAUCUGUCAUCAACACUACAAGUCUUGUCGAUCCAUUUGCCAAAGCAGUAUCAGAGGCAAUGUCUGGCAACAUUGCAUCCCAAAUCAACAUUCUUUACCCACGGCACAGGGAUAUGGUAGUGGUACCGGUCGCAGUCGCAGCCGGAGUCGCGACACUCUGUUCACUAGUAAUCACCAUGCUCUUCCUUCUUUCCAUCACGGCGACUACUCUCAAGCUGAGAACUGGAGUCAUUCAGUCUGUCUGUGAUCCAAACAUGAGACGGCUAUACACACUCAAUGCGAAUAGUGGCAACCAAAUAUUUGGAAGCAUGUUUUGGGGGAUCAUCGCAUCCAGUGUGCUAGUUGGUGGCAUUGUUGGCUUUGUUGUGUUCAUUUCCAUGUGGCAAGUCACUGCGUACUUGAUGAUGCAAGCGGUCGCACUGUGUAUUGGCAUCUCCGCUACCUUAUUCUUCAAAUGGUUAAUCAAGAGGACCUGUCGCAGUAAGCUCUACCGAGGAUUCUAUCGGAACAAUCCGCUUCGUGCCAACCUUGCCGAGUUGGUGAAUGAAUCCUUCAAUUUUGCCACCAGCAUGGCAUUUGCAGUCAUUCGAAUGUUCAAGUUACUCUUUCUGGCUGCUUUUUACGUAGGUCGGAUCGAUACCAAGUUUCUCGCCCCCUCCGCCAACAAGUUCCUCGGAGGCAAAGUGCACAUUGACAUUUUCCCAGAUUUUUUCAUAGCUGACAUUUUGUCUACCGAGGCACACCGCCAUCCAUACAUGGAACGCUUGGGCACCAUGUAUCUGUACAAGCUCAAGUAUGGUGCAGAAUUUGCGACGCGAGCUGGGUCUGCGUGGAGGCUCUUGUUUGUGACGGCGCUGAUGCCAUGGUUGCAAAAGUAUCGCAUAGCUUCCCGACGAAUGAUCAAGGAAGAGUCAGGUAGCGUCCAUUCCGCCUAA
Molecule: messenger RNA, 3078 nt
Organism: Cylindrotheca closterium
Lineage: Eukaryota; Bacillariophyta; Bacillariophyceae; Bacillariales; Bacillariaceae
Source: the annotation of a GenBank genome assembly